This is a messenger RNA of Phanerochaete carnosa HHB-10118-sp, 239 nucleotides long. RefSeq lists its product as uncharacterized. The transcript has a single exon. NCBI's taxonomy places the organism in Eukaryota, Fungi, Basidiomycota, Agaricomycetes, Polyporales, Phanerochaetaceae. Bases 5 to 202 code for a protein of 65 amino acids. The record is from RefSeq and is a predicted model, not a curated record.
GCUGAUGCGCCGCAUUGCUCUCUAUCUCGCGACGCGCUCCAACGUCACGCUUUCGGCCGCAAAGCCUCAUGUCAAGUCGGACCGUAUUGAGUUGUUUGGCAAGGUUCGACGGCUCGAGGGAGGCAACAUAAUGUGCGCGUCGGAAUCGGCCGCAUCUACAGGCGACGACCGCCGUGAUGCUAUAUAUAUUCGGGUGAGCUAACCAACGAUUUGGCUCGUAUUACCGCGGCUAUCUAACG